UCUCCCAUGCCUAAGUCUUCAUCCAAAUAUCUUUGUUAUUACAAAGAACAUAGCUAAGCUUUGCCAUCCUAAAUAACAUAGCUAAACUUCGCUAUUCAGAUCCAAACAACACAGCUCAGAAAAUAUGGUUGCCGUGAGUGAGAUCCGCAAGGUUCAAAGGGCAGAAGGCCCUGCAACCGUAUUAGCGAUUGGUACAGCAAAUCCAUCAAACUGUGUUGAUCAGAGUACAUAUGCAGAUUACUACUUUAGAGUAACUAAUAGCGAGCACAUGACGGAUCUCAAAAAGAAGUUUCAACGUAUUUGUGAGAGAACACAGAUCAAGAACAGACAUAUGUACUUAACAGAAGAGAUACUAAAAGAGAAUCCUAAUAUGUGUGCAUACAAGGCACCGUCGUUGGAUGCAAGAGAAGACAUGAUGAUCAGGGAGGUACCAAGGGUUGGAAAAGAGGCUGCAACCAAGGCCAUCAAGGAAUGGGGCCAGCCAAUGUCUAAAAUCACGCAUUUGAUCUUCUGCACCACCAGUGGCGUUGCAUUGCCUGGCGUUGAUUACGAACUCAUCGUACUCUUAGGGCUUGACCCAUGUGUCAAGAGGUACAUGAUGUACCACCAAGGUUGCUUCGCUGGCGGCACUGUCCUUCGUUUGGCUAAGGAUUUGGCUGAAAACAACAAGGAUGCUCGUGUGCUUAUCGUUUGUUCUGAGAAUACCGCAGUCACUUUCCGUGGUCCUAGUGAGACUGACAUGGAUAGUCUUGUAGGGCAAGCAUUGUUUGCGGAUGGAGCUGCUGCGAUUAUCAUUGGUUCAGAUCCUGUGCCACAAGUUGAGAAGCCUAUCUUUGAGCUUGUCUCGACUGAUCAAAAACUUAUCCCUGACAGCCAUGGAGCCAUCGGUGGUCUCCUUCGUGAAGUUGGACUUACAUUCUAUCUUAACAAAAGUGUUCCUGAUAUUAUUUCGCAAAAUAUUAACGACGCGCUCAGUAAAGCUUUUGAUCCAUUAGGUAUAUCUGAUUAUAACUCAAUAUUUUGGAUUGCACAUCCUGGUGGACGUGCAAUUCUGGACCAGGUUGAACAGAAGGUAAAUUUGAAACCAGAGAAAAUGAAAGCCACUAGAGAUGUGCUUAGCAAUUAUGGUAACAUGUCAAGUGCAUGUGUGUUCUUCAUCAUGGAUUUGAUGAGGAAAAAGUCGCUUGAAGAAGGACUUAAAACCACUGGUGAAGGACUUGAUUGGGGUGUGCUUUUUGGGUUUGGUCCUGGUCUCACUAUUGAAACUGUUGUUCUUCGCAGUGUAGGCAUAUGAUGCACUUCUACGCAUAUAUACAAUUGUGGUACCUUCUAAUAAUUAUUUUUUUUCUCAAGAAUAAGGCCCUGAUGUUCUUUAUAUAUACAAACACAUGAUUGAAUGAGUGAAAAUUUUGACAAAGAUGUCUAAAGUUAUUUCUUUAUGCUAAGAUUUAAUAUCAACGUUUGUAACUGUUAGUAAAAAAUAUAUCAAAUUCUUUUUUGAUUG
Molecule: messenger RNA, 1504 nt
Organism: Arachis ipaensis
Lineage: Eukaryota; Viridiplantae; Streptophyta; Magnoliopsida; Fabales; Fabaceae
Product: stilbene synthase 3-like
Biological process (GO): polyketide biosynthetic process
Molecular function (GO): acyltransferase activity, transferring groups other than amino-acyl groups
Source: RefSeq, a predicted model, not a curated record